Rhinolophus ferrumequinum (greater horseshoe bat) is the source of this 1745-nucleotide messenger RNA. RefSeq names its product GPN-loop GTPase 2 (gene GPN2). The coding region runs from base 173 to 1105 and encodes 310 amino acids. The record is from RefSeq and is a predicted model, not a curated record. Gene Ontology annotation, molecular function: GTPase activity. The transcript has 6 exons. NCBI's taxonomy places the organism in Eukaryota, Metazoa, Chordata, Mammalia, Chiroptera, Rhinolophidae. Gene Ontology annotation, cellular component: cytoplasm.
GCCUCACACCCGGACCCAUCCCUACAGUGGGUGUAGUGCGGCGCGCCGGCGCCAAGCUGUGUCGUCACCGUGAGGGCGGGACUUCCUCUCCCUGACCCUGCAGUUUCCGACGUCGUCCGGAAGUCGGUGCUGGUUGGAGUUGACCUGCUGCACACGGUGCCGCGUGCCGCCUAUGGCGGGGCCUGCUCCGACCACGGCCUUUGGGCAGGCGGUGAUCGGCCCGCCCGGCUCGGGGAAGACCACGUACUGCCUGGGCAUGAGUGAGUUCCUGCGCGCGCUGGGCCGGCCCGUGGCGGUGGUGAACCUGGACCCGGCCAACGAGGGACUGCCGUACGAGUGCGCCGUGGACGUGGGCGAGCUGGUGGGGCUGGGCGACGUGAUGGACGCCCUGCGGCUGGGGCCCAACGGCGGCCUGCUCUACUGCAUGGAGUACUUGGAGGCCAACCUAGACUGGCUGCGUGCCAAGCUUGACCCCCUCCGUGGCCAUUACUUCCUCUUCGACUGCCCAGGCCAAGUGGAGCUCUGCACACACCACGGUGCCCUGCGCAGCAUCUUCUCCCAGAUGGCACAGUGGGACCUCCGGCUGACUGCUGUCCACCUGGUGGAUUCUCACUACUGCACAGACCCGGCCAAGUUCAUUUCAGUUCUGUGUACCUCCCUGGCCACCAUGCUGCACGUAGAGCUGCCUCACGUCAACCUCCUCUCCAAGAUGGACCUCAUUGAGCACUACGGGAAGCUGGCCUUCAACCUGGAGUACUACACAGAGGUCCUGGACCUCUCGUACUUGCUCGACCACCUGGCUUCUGACCCUUUCUUCCGUCACUACCACCAGCUCAACGAGAAACUGGUGCAGCUCAUUGAAGACUACAGCCUGGUCUCCUUCAUUCCUCUCAAUAUCCAGGACAAGGAGAGUAUCCAGCGGGUCCUGCAGGCUGUGGAUAAAGCCAACGGCUACUGCUUUGGGGUCCAAGAACAGCGAAGCCUGGAGGCCAUGAUGUCUGCUGCAGUGGGAGCUGACUUCCAUUUCUCCUCCACCCUGGGCAUCCAGGAGAAGUACCUGGCCCCCCCAGACCAAUCAGUGGAGCAGGAAGCCAUGCAGCUGUAGCAACAACCUGGGCUCUGGAAAACAAGCCCUACCACCCAGCUGGGGAAAGCUGCGGCGCCCGGCAAGCAGCGGACAGCUCAGCAGGCUGCAAAUCCAUGAACGGGCCUCCCAGCCCUAGGUGGGAGGCUGGUGAGGGGACACCCAGCCUGCAAAGGACUGCUGACCAAAAGUCAGACGGCGCCAAGCAGAGCACCUGGCACACCCUCAGUGCUCAUGACCUCCGGGCACUGCCACCAGGAAUUCAGCACUGGCCCACUCAGGCUCUGGUGGAAUGUGCUACGAUACAAGAGUUUAUUUUCUACUUCGUGCGGCUCUCCAACUUUCUUCAACCAUCCAAGCUGCUGGGGUAGAACAAGGGCAUGUCACCUUGCCUCAGAAGAGUUGGUUUUUCACACAGGGCAGUGUAUCCCCCCACGCACGGGAUCAUACUAGAGGACUGACACUCAACCUCCAGUCGUGCACUUUUGUUACUCUUCAGUUUUCACAGUGGUCCUUAAGCUUGAGCUUUCACAGGCAACAUUUCCUAGCUAGAUCUUAACAUUUUCUUUUCAUUUUAUUUCAUGGUUUUGUUCUAUUUUUGGACCAGUGCUAACUAGUUUUCCAUUUAUAGUAGUGAUUAAAAGUUUACUUUAAAAAUGAA